Molecule: messenger RNA, 1120 nt
Organism: Styela clava
Lineage: Eukaryota; Metazoa; Chordata; Ascidiacea; Stolidobranchia; Styelidae
Product: proteasome assembly chaperone 3-like
Biological process (GO): proteasome assembly
Source: RefSeq, a predicted model, not a curated record
GUGGAUCAAAAAAGUAAUUUACAAUAUUGAUAAAAAAAUGGAUGGAAAUACAAAAGACCCACUUCUGAGUGAAUCAUAUUUAGGAGAGAUUGAUGGACAAAUGACUGAUAUUUUAACGGCGUCUUUUACUGAUCAUAAUUUUCUUCUUGUAACCCAAUAUAAAAGGUUUGGUACGAUGAUACACGUGGCAUUAAAUGAAUCAAUGUUAGACAAAAAAGUAUCGAGCAUGCCGACUUUUACUACUAAAGUUCUUUUGGGUGACGACAGAGAAAUGUAUCAUGUAUUUGCAAGAGCUGUAGCAAGCUUAUUUGUUGAAAAGACAAAUAAAAAUGCAAAGAAAAUUGGAGUUCCUGGCAUUCAUAAACCAUUACUUUGCAAUUUUGCCCUCAAAAAUCCAUCAAAAGUUACUUUACAUGAGCUGAAAAACAUUUUAGAGAAGCAACUGGAAAGAGUUUUAUGAAUUCUAAAGCUUCUCGGCUACUUAUUGUAGUCUGUUCUGAAUAUUACUAUGAUUUACCUCCAUCUUUGUCCUUGCUAUGAGGAAGUAAAAAAAAUGUGAUUACUCACUGGAAUAAUUAUGUUUUGGUCUUUGUUUUAAACCAGGGCCAUUUUGAUAUUCCUAAUCGCUAUUUUUUGUAUUAAGUUAUUUUACUAUAAAACCGAUUGCAUACUUCAAACUACGAUAGUGCUCUUCGUUCGUUUGAUAUGAAAAGCUGAACAAUAUUGGGUUAAUUAUUAUUCGAUGAACUGGAAAUGUACUUUCUUUAUAUUUCAUUUCUGCUGUUGUCCAUUGAAAAAUCUUGAACCAACAUAUCAGGUUAUCAACUCCAUGUUGAAGACAUUGGUGAUGUUCUUUGUGGAAAAUUUAUGUUUUAUUAAUGCUGACAGUACCUUCUGAUAUCCUGAAUACUUCAUGGAAUGACCUUCAAAUCAUCGAUUUAUUUCAUAUUGUACCAUGUGUGGUUUAUGAUGUAUUUGAUUUACCGUUUACCUAUGAUAACCGGUCAGUACUGCGAUAUUCUGAGAAAGGAAUAUUAUUGAGCAUGUUCAGUUUGUAAUUGACUAUUUAUUCCUACACCACCCUGAUAAAAUUCAACAUGUUAAUUUGUUUUGCUUUCAG